Malania oleifera is the source of this 1212-nucleotide messenger RNA. RefSeq names its product protein FEZ. The coding region runs from base 1 to 1212 and encodes 403 amino acids. NCBI's taxonomy places the organism in Eukaryota, Viridiplantae, Streptophyta, Magnoliopsida, Santalales, Ximeniaceae. The transcript has 3 exons. Gene Ontology annotation, biological process: regulation of DNA-templated transcription. The record is from RefSeq and is a predicted model, not a curated record. Gene Ontology annotation, molecular function: DNA binding.
AUGGAUGAGAGAAGUGAUGGGGAAAAAGUGGAUGAGGUCUUGCUUCCAGGGUUUAGGUUUCAUCCCACUGAUGAGGAGCUUGUAGGGUUUUACCUAAAGAGGAAGAUUCAGCAGCGCCCUCUCUCCAUAGAACUCAUCAAGCAACUUGACAUCUAUAAAUAUGAUCCCUGGGAUCUUCCAAAGUUGGCAACUGCAGGGGAGAAAGAGUGGUACUUCUACUGCCCAAGGGAUCGAAAAUAUCGAAACAGUGCGAGGCCUAACCGGGUAACUGGAGCAGGGUUUUGGAAGGCCACAGGAACUGACAGGCCUAUCUACUCUGAAGGCCGCAAGUGCAUUGGCUUGAAGAAGUCCCUUGUUUUCUACAAGGGCAGAGCUGCCAAAGGGAUCAAAACUGACUGGAUGAUGCAUGAGUUUCGGUUGCCUUCUCUCACCGACUCCGCCCCACCCAAGCGAUUCCUCGACAAAAACAUUCCCAUCAAUGAGUCAUGGGCAAUUUGCAGGAUCUUUAAGAAAGCCAACCCCACAAGUCAUAGGGCUAUCUCUCAUUCAUGGGUCUCUCCAAUAUUGCCUGAAGGCAUUCCUUCUGAUCAAAGACCAACGCAAAACACACACCACCAUCCUCAGUUCAGUUCAGAGAACAUGCCAGAUUUGACAACCAAAGGAGGAUCACCCAUCCAGAUUUGUGGAAGCAUUAACAAUUACUUGCCCCAACAGUCAUCUCCUUCUACUAAUUUCUCCCCCUUAUAUCUUCUUUCCCACAAAACCACGAAUCAUCACCAAGCUCCCAUUUCAAAUGGAGACCUCCCCAAUGGCUUCACAUUUUCACCAUUGGAAAUGAGCACAGCGCCUAAAUGCGCAGUCGAUGUUUCCUCCAUCCUGCUAAACAUGGCGCCAUCACCGAUGCACCUCGGAGAUUUCAGUAAAGCCUUGGAGAGUGUAGACAUAAUUAGAGGUGCACAAGAGGUGCACAAGGACUUAUUCUCCAUCGGUACCCCUACACAACAGGAGAUGCAACAGAGCUUGGGAGAUGCAGAACAGAAUGCUCAUGCAUUACUGAUAAAGAACUUGAUCACGAUGCACGGCAAUGAUCAGCACUGGGGAACCCUCCAAUCCAAUAUUGGGUUUCCAUGCUUCAGCUUGGCUUUGGACGUGCCUGCUGAUGCAUGGAAAUCCAAUAAUGUGGUCUGGGAUUCACCCCCUAACUUGUCCUAG